Messenger RNA from Acanthosepion pharaonis, 786 nucleotides. The record is from the annotation of a GenBank genome assembly. Lineage: Eukaryota; Metazoa; Mollusca; Cephalopoda; Sepiida; Sepiidae.
AUGGGUACAUUGUUUAGUGGUUAUCGGUGCCGAAAGUUAAAUCACCGUGCGAAUUCCACGCUGAGAAACAUUCGGAAAGCUCUUUUCUUUCUUUUUUUCUUUCUUUCUUUAUUUCUACAACUAACAGUUCUUCUUUCUUUGAACACUCAUUUUCUUUUCGUUCUUUCUUUCUUUCUUUCUUUUUUUGUUCGUUCUUUUUUCUUUCUUUUUAUCCUUCACUUUCUCUUUUUUUCUUUCACUUCUUUUAUUUCUUUCUUUGUUCACCCAAACUUUCCUUGUUUCUUUCUUUCUUUCUUUCUUUCUUUCUUUCUUUCUUUCUUUCUUUAUUCAUCUAACAUUUCUUUCUUUCUUUCUUUCUUUCUUUCUUUCUACAACCAACAUUUCUUUUUUUCUUUCUUCGUAAAUGCAGACUUUUCUUUUUUUUUCUUUCUUUUUUCUUUCUUUCUUUCUUUCUUUCUUUCUUUUUUUCUUUUACUCAGACUUUCUCUUUUUCCUUCUCUUCUUUUUUGUCUUUCUUUAUUCACCCAACCUUUCUUUCUUUCUUUCUUUCUUUUCUUUCUUUCUUUCUUUCUUUCUUUCUUUCUUCACCUAACAUUUCUUUCUUUCUUUCUUUCUUUCUUUCUUUCUUUCUUUCUUUCUUCACCUAACUUUUCUUUUCUUUCUUUCUUUCUUUCUUUUUUCUUUCUUUUCUUUCUUUCUUUCUUUCUUCACCUAACAUUUCUUUCUUUCUUUCUUUCUUUCUUUCUUUCUUUCUUUCUUUCUUUCUUUCUUUCUUUCUUCACCUAA